ACGUGUGUGUCCCAUUUGCAUGAAUGGGUGGUGGAUGCCUGGCGACCCGCUUCCCGACGGAAAAGGUGUCCUUUCUCUAGAAAAAGCUGCUCGGGUUUUCGGGAAGCUGCACGUGAGCGGUGCCUGAGCAGCCAGUUUAAUAAACGUGGGGCAUGUCCAUGCUCGAGGAAGCGCAGAGCAGGAGCCGCUAGCCAGAGUGACCGAGCCCUGUCCGAGAGGGGAGGAAGCGGCGCUGCCCGGGAGCAGGAGGGGAAAUGCCUCGGGACGAAAUGAACUCCCUCAUCCAGAAAAUCGCACGCCAAGCUCGGCUCACUUUCAAGGGUAUCGGCAGUGGACUGGCCUCCCAGGACGUGAAAUCGUUGGCCGAGAAUAUGGGGCAGCUCAAGAAACUGGUUGGGGAGAUCCGUGCCGAGGACUUGAAGAUCAAGCCCCGUAAAAGCGGUCAGGCCCCGAUCUCCGUGCCUCACAACCCGCCCGUCACCUACAUGCACAUCUGCGAGACGGACUGUUUCAGUAUGGGGGUCUUCCUGCUCAAAAGUGGGACCUGCAUCCCCCUACAUGACCACCCAGGGAUGCACGGCAUGCUUAAGGUACUUUACGGAAAAGUCCGGAUCAGCGGCUUCGAUAAACUGGAGCCCCAAGCCUCACCCACAUCCUCAUCACCCACUUCCUCAGCGGGGGUCAGCGGCAAGGAGAUACAGUUUAACCCGCCGCUGCUGCCCUACCAGAGGGCCUCACUCCGUCGUGCCGUGUUGCGGUCCGUGGGAGAGUUUAGUGACACCAGCCCGGCCUGCUUACUCAGCCCGCACCGGGACAAUCUGCACCAGAUCAGCGCGGUGGACGGGCCGGCCGCCUUCCUGGAUAUCCUUGCACCGCCCUACGACCCCGACGACGGCCGGGACUGUCACUACUACAAGCUAUUGCAGCCGCUCGAGCAGCCUGACGGCGAUGGGCCCCAUCAGGCUGGGGCCACAAUGGGGCCUUCUAGGGAGGUGUGGCUAUUAGAGGUACCCCAGCCCGAUGAUUUCUGGUGUGGGGGGGAGCCCUACCCGGGCCCCAAGGUCUCUAUCUGAUCAUGGAUUUGCUGGACAUGCCCCCGGAGCACCCAUUCCUCCCUUAUCAAUCCCUUGCUACUAAAGAGAGGGGGUCUGUCCCUGGGGCCACGUUAGCACCCACCCACAGGGGUAAUGAUGGUCGGUCAUCAGGCUUGGGGAAGGUCACGUAUUGUUUUCCACUGCCAACAUGGGGCAGGCUGGCUUGGGUGGUGUGACAUACCUAGUUCAGACCAUGCUUCUAGAAAAUGUGCCUACUGGGGUGGUGCAGGAAGGGCUCUAGCCAUGGCAGAAUGUCACUGGAAGCAGUGCUGUCAUGGGGCAUCCCUUGAUGUUGCAUUAAUUCGCUUCAUUUGUUUGUGCAAUAGUGAGUGAUUGACAGUGCUGCUCUCUAGUAUGUUCUGCCACGUUUCACGCAGGAUCUGGCCUUUCCACGGACCCUCGUUUCAUUCACUAAACCCCUUACUCGUGUAUUAUAGCCUUUAUGGGACGUUACCCCAGUAAAGUCUUUCUACAUCAUCACAAGUGCUCAGGUUAGGGAGAGUAUAGUAUGUUUACUAUAAGCAUUCACCUAAUUUCCUAGCAUGUUUAUUGUAACAACAUACAACACACAUAUGACAUUUCAAAUACGUUGUCACUAAACAUGGUUUAAAAGAUGACAGUCUAGCAAAAUGUUUACAGAUAGAAUUGUUACUUAGCUAUGCCUUCUGACUUUCUGAUAUCGCCAAGCGGCUGGCGGACAGUUGAACUGUGUCAAUAUAUUUCCAUUAAACGUCGUAAACUGCCCAAUUAGACGUGGCUUCCACGUGCCUGGAAAUGCUGUGGGAGCGGGGGAAAUGUUGUGAUCGUGGUCACAGUCCGUCAUCUUCCAAUAAGUCAAUAAAAACCAAACUGCCAUGUA
Molecule: messenger RNA, 1953 nt
Organism: Spea bombifrons (plains spadefoot toad)
Lineage: Eukaryota; Metazoa; Chordata; Amphibia; Anura; Pelobatidae
Gene: ADO
Product: 2-aminoethanethiol dioxygenase
Exons: 1
Coding region: 255-1073 (272 amino acids)
Cellular component (GO): mitochondrion
Molecular function (GO): oxidoreductase activity, acting on single donors with incorporation of molecular oxygen, incorporation of two atoms of oxygen
Source: RefSeq, a predicted model, not a curated record